CACCAAUCAAAGACGCGGCCGUUUCAGAAUCCAUCCAAUCCAAGUUCAAGUCGACUUGGUAUUUAUAGCCACGGGCGUAGUAGACAAGGCGGUCAGGUGGGUGGCUGGGUAUUCCAUGGCCGAACAGUCGUUGGCACCAGAUGCACAAACCAGCAGGAUGGGACCUUCCACCACCACUCCCACCAUAAUCCCGCCUCUGUUUCGAGACAACACGUUAGCUCGGGCGACCCAAUUGCGAGGCACCGAGCGGCGGUUGCUGCUCAAGCAAGCCAGUGGGAAAAGCAACGGGAUCUUCCCACGCUUGUCAGCCGACUCUAGCGGUCGCGAUCGGUCGUCCAGGGACACGAGUGGUCACGAACGGUCCCAGCGCAGCAGCCAGCAGCCGCAAACAGGCGUCAACGAUUCCACUUGGAGCGUCUACGGAGGAGGCGACGUCCGAAGCACUGACGGGACAUCCACCGCCUUGUUGACGGACCUUGCCCAACCUAAAAGCAAUACAAACCUCGCACCUGACGCGGCAGUUCCGUCCAUUUGGCGUCUGGGCGAUUAUGUGCUAGCAAAAUGCCACAACAGCGACGAGUACUUUGCAGGGCAUAUUUUACACAUUGACGACAUGAACGAUGACAAAAAAGUCGAAGCACCAGACGACAAGGCGGCGGUUGGAGCUGGCGGGCGGAGGGUGUCUAUCUCCAUCUUAUUUGACGACUUGACCCUGGACAAGCAUGUGCCCGUGGAGAAUAUCCAGGCGAAUUUAGGACAAGAUUCACAAAUGGAACUUCACUUUGUUCCGAUGGAAGACCAUCAAGACGACGAUAGCGAGGGUUCGGUAGCCCCAGAUGCAGCUCACGUAUCAACCACCCAAACUGAACUCGGCAUUGACGCCAACUUACUCGCCCACAUUAAGCUUGCGCUGCCGUCCAAAUCGUCCAAAUCUGCGCUGCAUGAUCAUGCUGAUACCACCGCAAAGCCUUCUGCUUCUUCCAUGCUCCAUCGCUCCGUGACUGUGUUAUACGAUGACCUAGUCCUGGAUCAAGAGUACACGGUCCUCACCGUGGGCGAAGUGGUCGUGUACUCGAAAUCCACAACCGAAGCUGUACGCGAAUCGCAAGAUCACCAGCUACGGCGCAUGCAUGCAGUGUAUUUAAAGAUGAAACAGUCGACUGUACAGGCCAGCGUGGACGCCUCCAGUGGCAAACAACUCAAGGGCUCAAUGACGAAAAUCCUGUCGUCACCUGGAAGUGUUGGGGUAGAGAAAAAUCGUCAGCACGCCACCGCCACUGCAGUCAAUUCCAUUCCCGUCCAGUCGAAUCACGUGCUCGUGCAUGGGAUUCCGUCGUGCUAUUUUGGAACGAUUUCCAGUCUCUCCAAAGCACACAGCUCCAGCAGCAGCAACGACACGGUGGUCGUUCAAGAUUUGGAGCAAAAAAUGCAUGCAAAUGUGGUCGCUGCGAAGUGUCAACCGUGUAAUCCGACGACGGACCUGUUGGAGCAGUUUGUCGAGCUCGCCAAGUGCCACGACUUGGUGUACCCUGGUGCCAAAGUCCUCAGUUGGGUACACGAUCAAUUGGUGCCGUGUACAAUCCGACGACGUCGGUGUGCCACGUUAUUUGACGUCAAAGUCGACGGCCUCCACGACGCCAUCACAAACGUCCCGCUCGAGCAUUUGAUCGCGGUGCCCAGGCCGCACGCCGCGACGAUCACCGCCACGAACGACGUCGAGAUUGAAGUGGCAGGCCAUACGUUUUGUGUCCACGAACGGGUCAUUGUCCACGACUUGGAAGUUGGAGCGUCCAACCACGGGUAUAUCGUUGGGUUCAAUUCGAACCGGACAGUAUUUGUCGAAUACGACAACGGCGAAGUCGAUUCAUCCGUGCCCGCAGUAUUUCUUCGCAAAGCCGAUUCAAGCAGUCGCGAGGCCGGGGCGUUCUUGAUGUCGUUGGAUAUCCAGGAAGCAUUUGGAAUGACGGAAGAGGGCUUCAAUAUGGACGACUGGGUUCAAGCCAAGCACCCCAUGAGCAAUUUACUCGAAAAAGGGCGCGUCUGUAACGUCCACAACAGCACUGGAUCGUGCGACAUUCAGUUUGCAGACGGAGUUAUCCUCAAACAGGCUUCGUUUCAAAACCUCCAACAUGCCAUACUUCCAAAAAUCAAGAAACCGCCGACGUUUGCCCCACUGGACCAUAUAUUAGCAUACAACCCUCGGUUUUCCAAGUAUUGUACUGGCCAAAUCCAAGCCGUGGGCCCGGGCGGCAGCUACCGCGUUGUGUUUGAUUAUGGCGAGACUUACGACGCUGUCCCGCACGAGUACAUCACCCCCAUCCACGACACCACCGUGCUAAGCCCAAAGAAACGGUUCACGCGCAAUUGGAAAAGUACAAGUGGGUACGAAGGCGGGACGAGCGCCGACCUUACCCUCUGUCACGGCGAUAUGACCCUGCAUCGCAUUCACUGCAAUACCAACGCCCAUACAUUACCUUCGGCCAAGUUUGCCGUGGGGGAAGCAGUGAUGGCGCCGUUGGGGGCCAAAUACUUCACUGCGAUCGUAUCGAGGCCGGUGGGAACCAAUCAAAACGGGGUGGAUGUUCUAUUUGCAUCUUCGGAAUUGGGGCUGGCUAUUCCACCGGACAAGGUGUUUACGAUCGACCAACGCCAUACCAAGCCAGUGUUGUUUCAAGGGCCGAGUUAUACCCGGAAAACUGCCAACCCGUCGCCGACAAGGCCCACCGAAUCGACGACGUUUCGGACCGCGCAUCCUGGACCGUCCAUUCUAACCCGCAUGCGCGCCAUGUUGUAUUCCAGGGGAAAUCCUACCAACUAGCAUGAACUGUAACUUAUAGCGACACCAAAAAACUCUCCUUCUCGUCAUCGAA
This is a messenger RNA of Aphanomyces astaci, 2870 nucleotides long. RefSeq lists its product as hypothetical. The transcript has 14 exons. The coding region runs from base 116 to 2818 and encodes 900 amino acids. Lineage: Eukaryota; Oomycota; Saprolegniomycetes; Saprolegniales; Verrucalvaceae. The record is from RefSeq and is a predicted model, not a curated record.